AUGAUGGAAUAAAGAACUGUUACAGAAGCCAGUCAAGAUGAAGAAGAACAGAAUAAAAAGAAAUUUAUCUAUUAAACUGAAAAACUCAAACUGCUUUUAUAAGUACCGAUUGAGCAAAGAACUCAACCAAUCUGUAAGGAUAUUGCUGAGAUUGCUUAAGUAAAUCUCCUUAAAUAUAUAUUUACUUUAGUAAAUUAAAUUCCUUUCCCAAUACAAAUAAAAACCAGACUUCUUAGAAUUAUGUAAAAAUCUCUAUCUCAAAACAUAUGAAAAACGAUAAUAUAUCUUUAAAUAAGGUGAUUAAGGGGAUGCAUUCUAUGUUAUACUGAAUGGAAGUGUUAAAGUUUAUAUUGAUGAACCAACAGAAUUUAAGAAUUUCAUGCAACUUGUAAGAAUAGUUUAUUUUAUAUAGAAAGAAAUAGCUUAAUUGGGUAAAGGUGAUGCUUUUGGAGAAAUAUCUUUGCUCUAUAAUUCAAAGAGAACAGCAACUGUAAUUUCAAAUGAGAGAAGUGACUUAAUAGUUUUAGAAAAAGAUGCAUUUUAAGAAUAUAUGAAAACUAUGGAUAAUACAAAUGAAAUGAAAACAGUUGCAUUAAAUAAACUACUAUAAUUUUUAGAAUCUCUUCCAGUAUUUCAAAUGUUUAACAAAGAUUUACUUGUUUAAUUAUGUACAAAAUGUUAAAUAUAAAUGUAUCCUUCUUAAUAAAUACUAUUGAAAUAAGGGGUAGAACCAACAUAAAUGUAUAUAAUUAAAAGUGGAAGAGUAAAAGCAAUUAAAAAAAUUAAAUGGAAUUUAGAAGAUUAUCCAUCUUCAUUAAUAAGAGGUUAAACUACAAGCAGCACUGAUUUAUUUAAUUAAGAUGUCUAUUUUGAAAUUGAUGAAUUGGGAGAUGGUGAAAUCUUUGGUGAUUUUGCUUUAUUAAAUGAAGAAGAAUCAUAAUGUUCUUAUAUUACAUCUAUUCCAUCUGAGAUUGUUUCAAUUAGUUCAUUUAAUUUAAAAAUGAUUAUACCUUCUGAUAGAUUGGAGGCAUAUUAAAAAUAAAUUAAAUAAUAUCCUGAAGAUGAUGAUCUAAAAUUAUUAUAUGAAGAGAAGAGAAAUUGGAAUUAAUAUAAAAGAAAAUUGAUAAAAAAUAUUUAUGUUGAUAAGUAAAAUAAAAAGGGAUUUGAUAAUAGAUUAAGACUACCAGAAUUAAAAGGUAAAUAAGCUUUACCUCCAAUUAAUAUUAUUGAUAUAAAAACAAGUGAUAAUAGAACAUAUUUCAAAUAUUUAGAAUCUAAAAUAUCUCCUAUGGCUGAAUGUAAAAAAAAAGUUUAAUCAUUAACUCAAGUUGGAUUGAGUAUGCAAGGUUUAGUGAAAUAAUUAGAAUAAAAUACUAAUCAAUUAAGUAUAGCUAAUUCCUUUUAGAGAAAAUUAAAGAAACUCAACAUUAAUAGAUCUUAAUGA
This is a messenger RNA of Paramecium pentaurelia, 1444 nucleotides long. The record is from the annotation of a GenBank genome assembly. NCBI's taxonomy places the organism in Eukaryota, Ciliophora, Oligohymenophorea, Peniculida, Parameciidae.